AGCAGCCAAUCAGCGUGCAGCGGCUUGUGGCCUGCAGCCUGUAACAUUGGCGAUGGGCGUGUCCUGCCAGGAACACGAGUGUGAUGCCGAAUAACGCAACGAAGGUAGAGUUCAUGUUGACUUAGUUGACGUUUGCUAAGUAUAGUCCACGAACUGGCAGCCGUAGCGAUAUAUAACCGUAUUAUAUAAGAAUAUAACCGUAUUAUAUAAGAUAAAUAUGCGAGAAGCCGCCCGGGACGCAGACAAGGUCAAUGACGUCAUAACGCCGCGUCAACGUUGACUUUCCGCCACACUGCCGUUGAGUUCCACAUUGUGUCUCAAGUUCCAAGUUGGUGGCGGUUUCAGAAAAGGCUGGCCCAGAUAAUUUCUGGAACGCGCGACGAGACUGCCAAUGCGUGACUGCCGGCCGGAAACAUGAAUUACUCUCGAUUCCUCACGGCUGUGAGUGCCGCGAGGAAGCCGUCGCCCAUCAGGAUGUUGACCGAGCUGCAGCAGCGCUCUCCCCCGUCGCUGAUUUCACUGGCCGGAGGGGCGCCCAACCCCGACACGUUCCCCUUCGAGUCGGCCGUCAUCAAGGUCAAGAAUGGCCCGGCGGUCUCCUUCGAUGAGGCAGCCAUGAAAAGGGCCCUCCAGUACUCCGCCUCCAACGGAAUCCCCGAGCUGCUGGUGUGGAUGAAGAACCUGCAGAAGGACCUCCACGACCCACCGACGGCUGUCUACAGUCCGGAGAAGGGACAGAUGGAUGUGUGUGUGACCACAGGGAGCCAGGAGGGACUCUGCAAGGUCUUUGAGAUGCUAGUCAGCCCAGGAGAUGACGUCCUGCUGGACUCACCCACCUACCCCGGAACGCUGGCGGCGCUCCGGCCGCUGGGUUGCAACAUCGUCAACGUCCCGAGCGAUCAGCACGGCAUUAUACCGGCGGGCCUCGAGGAGGUCUUGUCCCGCUGGAACCGGUCAGACGUCCUCAGGCCCAAGGUCCUCUACACCGUUCCUAAUGGGGGGAACCCCACUGGAGCGUCCAUGACCGCACAGAGGAAGAAGGAAGUCUACGAGCUGGCAAGACUGUACGACAUGCUCAUCAUCGAGGACGACCCCUACUACUUCCUGCAGUUCGACGAGCCUUGGGCGCCGACCUUUCUCUCCAUGGACGAAGAUGGGCGCGUCAUCAGAACGGACUCCUUCUCCAAGAUUCUGUCUUCGGGCUUGAGGAUUGGCUUCGUGACGGGGCCCAAGCCACUGGUGGAGCGGGUGGUGCUGCACAUCCAGGCCUCCACCAUGCACACCAGCACCUUCACGCAGCUGAUGGUGUCACAACUCCUGCACAGCUGGGGCCAAGAUGGCUUUCUCCGCCACACGUACGGGGUGAUCCAGUUCUACAGAAAACAGCGGGACGCGAUGAUUAAGUCCGCUAACAAGUGGCUCACAGGUGUGGCCAAGUGGCACGCCCCCUCGGCGGGGAUGUUUCUGUGGAUUGAGCUGACGGGCGUGCGUGACACCCAGAAGCUCAUCAUGGAGAAGGCCUUGGAGGAGGAGGUGCUGCUGGUUCCAGGAGGUGUGUUCAUGAUCAACAGCGGCGAGCCAUGUCCUUUUGUCAGGGCGGCAUUUUCGCUGUCGACGCCUGAACAGAUUGACGAAGCUUUCAGACGCCUUGCAAGCCUCAUCCGAGAGGCCCUGUGACUUGGGACCUCUCCUCCUUUUUAUAUUUGAGUCAAAAGGAUUGUAUGGCACUUACAUGGAUUUCUGUCUAAUUUGGGCAUAAAAUGUCAUCUGUUUUCUUAAACAUUUACCACAUCAA
Phyllopteryx taeniolatus (common seadragon) is the source of this 1795-nucleotide messenger RNA. It is a transcript of the gene aadat, whose product is annotated as aminoadipate aminotransferase. Gene Ontology annotation, biological process: biosynthetic process. The record is from RefSeq and is a predicted model, not a curated record. NCBI's taxonomy places the organism in Eukaryota, Metazoa, Chordata, Actinopteri, Syngnathiformes, Syngnathidae. The transcript has 12 exons. Gene Ontology annotation, molecular function: L-kynurenine:2-oxoglutarate transaminase activity; pyridoxal phosphate binding. Bases 415 to 1677 code for a protein of 420 amino acids.